AUGCGGAGAAAGCCUUCGACCGACUCCACUGGAGGUUCCUGGAGGAGGUCAUGAAAAAAUUUGAGAUACCAGAGGAGUUCAGAGCAGUGGUUGAGGCCCUACACAGUGAGCUCUCUACGAGGGUAAUAAACACGGGAUUCCUGUCCGAGGCAUUCACUAUAUCAAAUGGGAUGAGACAGGGGUGCCCUUUGUCAUCCCUGCUUUACAUCCUGGCCCUGGACCCACUAGCAGCUAGAAUCAGGGAUAGCGUAGAUAUACGGGGAGGUCUGCAUUGGAGACCGCACAUACAAGGCCAACUUCCCUGCUUGAUACAUGGCCAGGGAGGGAAGCUAUAUUAUUCCCUGGUGGUCCAGUGGAUGGGCAAGAUGUUACUUACUUUUACAGCAGCUCCGGUCAGCUUCCUACUCCUCCGUGCCAUUCAGCUCCACUGUAAAUCUCGCGGUCUGACGGCCGCAGCUCUCACGAGACUUAUACUGUGAGCAGAACGGAGCUGACAGGGGAGAUGCACGGAGGUGAAGGGAGCUGAACGGAGCUGCUGUAAAGGUAAGUAACAGCUUGCUCCCAGCCCCCAACAGGACUGCCGGGCUUUUAAUGAGCCCGGUGGUCCUGGUCUGUAUUAUGGCAAAUGUAAGUUGCCAUAAUACAGACACUGACUCGAGUAUAAAAAAUGUGCCAAAAAACUUGUCUUAUACUCAAGUAUAUACUGUAUAUAAUUUUCUUUUAUUUAUUUUUUUACUGAAAAGUGGAGUAAAUAAAUGGUUAUGUUGAUCAGACAGAAUGCUUGUGGUACAGUGAUCAGAAAGCAGGAAAGGUUUAAAACAGAAAGAAAAGAAAAUAUUUUAACAAGGAAAAAAAACAAAAAUCAAUGGCAUUUCUGCCUCUCUUGUCUCAGAUCAAAGUUGGGAAAGAAAGGCAGAAUGUUCAAAUUAAUUGGCUGUGACAUUGUACCAGUGAUCACUGUGCCAACUUGUCACAGCAAUCAUGUGACACUGGGAGUUGCCUGAGUUGCCUCAAUUUGGUUUAGCUGGGUUAUGUAUUAUUUUUCAUUUUUAUUACUUUCCAGGACAUAUUGACAUGUCUUAACUUCUUGAAUGAGUUAAUUGAUUUUACAAAUGGCCACAAAUGUAUAAACUAUCAAUGUCCAUAACAUUUUGAUGUUUACAUUUUUUUUUUGUUUUUUAGAUCAGUUAUGGAGCCACCGACUAUACUCUAAGUGAUAGACAUCUUUAUCCUAACUUCUUCCGAAUGCUUCAAAAUGAUAGAGUCAUUAAUAAGAUUAUUUCUCAGCUUUUGAAGCACUUCAACUGGUUUUGGAUUGGAAUCUUAGCAUCAGAUGAUUCAAGUGGAGAGACAGAGGAACUGGUUUUAAGGAAGUAUAUGGCUGAAUAUGGUAUAUGUGUGGCGUUCAUUCUGAAAUUUAAUAUUAAUUCACAUAAAUUUGCAAAUGCAAUUAAUCAAAUUUCACCAGUUAUCCAAGGGUCAUCUGCCAAAGUUAUUUUAAUUAUUGGAUCAUUUAAUCUUGCAAUAGUGGACAUUUUACUUGGUGCAAAACAUUUGUUUUAUGGUAAAACAAUAAUUCUUCCUCCUUCUUGGUCUGCUAACAAUUUUUUAACAGAUUAUUUUAUUGAACCAUUGAAUGGCAGUUUGGCCAUAGACCUGUACCCUAUGGCUAUUCCACCAUUUGGAUCCUUUUUUGAUAAUAUUAAUCCCUCAAAGUACCCAAAUGACAAAAUGCUUGAAGAUAUCUGGAUAUCAGAAUUAAAUUGUCUGUCACGAAAUACAACCAAGAACAUUCUAUUCUCUACAAAAUUUGGGAACAAAUUGUCUAAUUGCACUGGAAGUGCAUAUACACUAAAAGCUAAGGAUCAUGUGUACCGUGGAUCUUCUCCUCGAAUGUAUUAUGCAGUAGUUGUUAUGGCUUAUGCCUUGAAUGAAAUGAACAUGUAUCUUAAGAGACAGUCAAAUAAAAUAAAUUUAAAAAACUAUAAUUACAGACAUCAG
Messenger RNA from Pelobates cultripes (western spadefoot toad), 2001 nucleotides. The record is from the annotation of a GenBank genome assembly. NCBI's taxonomy places the organism in Eukaryota, Metazoa, Chordata, Amphibia, Anura, Pelobatidae.